Messenger RNA from Cydia strobilella, 640 nucleotides. RefSeq names its product translocon-associated protein subunit delta (gene Tapdelta). Gene Ontology annotation, cellular component: endomembrane system; endoplasmic reticulum; membrane. The transcript is spliced from 3 exons. Bases 93 to 602 code for a protein of 169 amino acids. The record is from RefSeq and is a predicted model, not a curated record. Lineage: Eukaryota; Metazoa; Arthropoda; Insecta; Lepidoptera; Tortricidae.
UACGUGGACGACAUUCAUCGGGGAGACGUCGAACAGUUUCCUAUUAGAUUUUAUUUAGUUUAAGAUAUAAAGGUCACAAAGAAGUUAGCAAAAUGGUCACAAAAUACGUUAUUGCCCUUUUUACCCUCUGCUCUAUGAGCGGAGCAUUAGCCCAAAGCUGCCAAAACCCUCAAGUCGAGGCAGCUUCGUUCACAAGUUUAGAUGCGACCGUGGUGACACAAAUAGCGUAUAUCACGGAGUUUACGCUGAAGUGUGACAAUCCUCUGCCUCCGAACUACGCUCUGUAUGCUGAGGUUGAGGGUAAACCGCUGACUGCUGCCCGUAUCGGAGAGAACAAAUACCAGGUCUCGUGGACCGAGGAGCCCGCUCGCGCCCGAUCCGGCACGCACGAAGUCCGAGUGUUGGACGAGGAAGGCUGGGCCUCGCUGCGUCGCGCUCGCCGCGCCGACCCCGCCGCCAUCGUGCCCCCGCUACUGGCUGUCCAGUUGUCCCACCCUGGCAGUUACUCCGGCCCUUGGGUGAACUCCGAGGUGCUCGCUACUGCUCUGUCGGUGCUGGUGGCCUACACAGCUCUCCGCAACAAGAGCAGAAUCCUUGCUUAAAUGUUAUUUAUUUUUAUAUUUAAUAAAUCUUUUCUAAU